Molecule: messenger RNA, 2022 nt
Organism: Penicillium malachiteum
Lineage: Eukaryota; Fungi; Ascomycota; Eurotiomycetes; Eurotiales; Aspergillaceae
Product: putative succinyl-CoA synthetase subunit alpha
Exons: 9
Coding region: 1-2022 (673 amino acids)
Biological process (GO): tricarboxylic acid cycle
Cellular component (GO): succinate-CoA ligase complex (ADP-forming); mitochondrion
Molecular function (GO): succinate-CoA ligase (GDP-forming) activity; succinate-CoA ligase (ADP-forming) activity
Source: RefSeq, a predicted model, not a curated record
AUGUCCUUGCACUUCUUACCAAGACGUGUUCCUCAGUCGGGAUUAAGCUUAACCCGCCGUUUCUCGACUUCUUCACGUAAUGCCAACUAUGCAGAUACGCUUCCCAAUUUGAAGAUUGGUGCUCAUACAAAAGUCCUUUUCCAGGGAUUUACUGGACGACAGGCAACGGCCAAUGUUAAGGAGUCACUGGAAUGGGGCACUAAGAUUGUUGGAGGUGUGAAGCCUGGUGUUGAGGGUGAACACCUUGGGCUUCCAAUCUUCCCAUCUGUUAAAGCGGCCCAGGAAAAAGCAAAACCAGAUGCAUCUGCAAUCUACGUUCCAGGAAAUCAGACAGCACAGGCUAUCGAAGAAGCUAUAGAAGCUGAGAUUCCAUUGGUAGUGGCUGUGGCUGAACAUGUUCCUAUUCAUGAUAUUCUUCGGAUUCAUUCCAUGCUACAGACCCAGUCGAAGACUCGAUUAGUUGGUGCGAAUUGUCCUGGUAUUAUUUCAGCCAUUGGAAAAUGCCGUAUCGGAUUCCAGCCCUUGCCAUGUUUCUCACCCGGUAAUGUCGGAAUCGUGGCCAAGUCGGGAACCCUGAGCUAUGAGACUGUGGCAUCGACUACUCGAGCUGGACUGGGGCAGAGUCUUUGUAUCAGUAUGGGUGGUGAUGUGUUGGCUGGCACAAAUUUCGUGGAUGCGUUGAAGAUCUUCGAGCACGAUACUGACACUGAGGGUAUUAUACUUGUCGGCGAGAUUGGUGGGACGGCCGAGAUGGAUGCAGCGGAGUGGAUUAAGGAUUAUCGACGACGGACUGCGAACCCAAAACCCAUCAUGGCGCUGGUUGGUGGGUUGGAAGCGCCACCUGGUCGAAUCAUGGGACAUGCGGGUGCUUGGGCUGCACCUGGAGAACCAGAUGCGCAGGCUAAGUACCAAGCGCUUGAACGGGCUGGUGCUGUUAUGGUCAAUCACCCAGAGAAGUUCGGCGAGGGCAUGAGAACUUUACUAGGUAGUACAGCAAGCCGACCUCGCACUCUGUCUAGCAUUGGAUCGGCAUCUCAGAAGCGUGGGUUGCACACUAUGAGACGCUUCAACCCCGUCUCACGCCCGGCUCAACAGAAGCGCAGUCUUUAUAUCAAGCAGUUCCAAGCCUUCAAUAUCCUGAAGGAAAAGGCCGUUCCUGUCAGCGAGCAAGCUCAAUCCUCUGACAUUUCUGUUUCCAUUUCAAUCGAUCGCUCUACUCUAUCGCCGUGUAUCGUCGCGUCUCCCAGUGCAGAAUUUGACCCAGCCCAAUCGUACAAGUUUCCAUUCAAAUACACCCAGACAGAUUUCCAGAACGAAUCUCUUAUCUCAGAUGUGGCCUCACACGUGGGUCUCCCGACAUCAUCCCGCGACACUCUUGCAGGCUUGGUCCAAGCCCUGUGGACGAUAUUCAAGGAGAAAGAGGCGUUUGUUUUAGAGACUCGAGUUGGGUCCACUGCUGAUGGGAAAUUGGAAGUGCAUGGCGCACGAUUCGGAUUUGAUGAUGCUGCAUUCCGGAGCUCAGGUCGUCAACAAGAAGUCCACUCCCUGAGAAAUACCGCAGAGGAGGCUCCGGAAGAAGUAGAGGCUGAGAAGGAUGGAAUCGUCUAUGUCAAGCUAGAGGGCGAAGGCAGCGUUGGAACUCUUGUGAACGGAGCAGGACUUGCAAUGAACACAGUCGAUGCUCUUACCUUCCAUGGCGGUCACUGUGCUAACUUCCUCGAUACAGGUGGUAAGGCCACCUCAGAGACUGUCAAGUCGUCUUUCCGUAUUAUCUGCUCUGAUCCUCGCGUGAAUGCUAUCUUUGUCAACAUCUUUGGUGGGCUGACUCGCUGCGAUAUGAUCGCCGAAGGUAUCAUCUUGGCUUUCAGAGACUUGGAUAUGCAAGUGCCUGUUGUGGUUCGGUUGCGUGGAACGAAUGAAGAGCUUGGACAAAAGAUGAUCGCCGAAAGUGGUCUUCCUCUGCAUGCCUUUGAUGGCUUCGAGGAGGCAGCAAAGAAGGUCAUUGCACUUGCUAAGAACUAG